GCGGCGGCCGGGCCGGGCCAUGGGGAAGGAGCAGGAGCUGCUGGAGGCCGCCCGCACCGGGAACCUGCCCGCCGUGGAGAAGCUGCUAUCGGGGAAACGCCUCAGCUCCGGUUUCGGGGGCUCCGGGGGGGGAGGAGGAGCAGGAGGCGGCGGCGGCUCCGGGGGGGGCGGCGGCGGCGGCGGCGGUGGGGGGCACCCGCUGUCCAGCCUCCUCAGCAUCUGGAGAGGGCCAAAUGUGAACUGCGUUGACAGUACUGGAUACACUCCACUGCACCAUGCUGCUUUGAAUGGUCAUAAGGAUGUGGUGGAAGUUCUGCUGAGGAACGAUGCACUGACCAACGUAGCAGACUGUAAAGGCUGUUACCCUCUUCACCUGGCAGCUUGGAAAGGAGAUGCAGACAUUGUGAAGCUCCUCAUCCAUCAGGGACCUUCACACACUAAAGUGAAUGAGCAGAAUGCUCUUGAGAUCAAAGAACUCAAAAAGUACGGCCCCUUUGACCCAUAUAUCAAUGCCAAGAACAACGACAACGAGACGGCGCUGCACUGCGCGGCUCAGUACGGCCACACCGAGGUGGUGAAGGUGCUCCUGGAGGAACUCACCGACCCCACCAUGAGGAACAACAAGUUUGAGACUCCCCUGGACCUGGCUGCUCUUUAUGGGAGGCUUGAAGUAGUGAAGAUGCUCUUGAAUGCUCACCCCAAUCUUUUAAGCUGCAACACUAAGAAACACACUCCCCUGCACUUGGCAGCCAGGAACGGUCACAAGACUGUAGUCCACGUCCUCCUGGAUGCUGGCAUGGACAGCAACUAUCAGACUGAAAAAGGCAGUGCUUUGCACGAAGCUGCUUUGUUUGGCAAGACAGAUGUGGUACAAAUAUUGCUGGCUGCAGGUAUUGAUGUGAACAUAAAGGAUAACAGAGGCCUGACAGCUCUGGAUAUUGUGAAGGAACUUCCUUCUCAGAAAAGCCAACACAUAGCAGCUCUAAUUGAAGAUUACACAGUUGGGAAGAAAAGUGCCAAAGCUGCAGAGAAACCUGUUCAAGCACCACUGCUUCCAGCCCUGGAUCCUGUGGGCCAGAUAUCUCAGGGUGAUGUGGAGAAAGCAGUGACAGAACUGAUCAUAGAUCUGGAUGUGAACCCAGAAGAGGAGAGCCCCUAUGAGGCUUUAUACAAUGCAACAUCCUGCCACUCCCUGGACAGCCUUGCCAGUGGGAGAUCUUCAGAUCGAGAGUCUGUGAAUAAGGAGGCAGAACCAACUGGUCUCAAAGCAGCAGGAGUCAGGCCUAGAGAACGUCCACCCCCACCUGCCAAGCCACCCCCUGAUGAAGAGGAGGAGCAGCACGUGGAGAAGCCAGGCCAUGGUGCUUCCUGUGAGGUCUCUGUCCCGAGAGGAAGGAGCAGGGGAAGUGGAGCUGAGGAAGAGGAACACCCCUACGAGCUGUUGCUCACAGCUGAAACUAAAAAGCCACUUGCAGUGGAUAGGAAAACAAAAGAGCGCAGGAGGAGCAGUGGCAGCCGCAGCCAGGACUCUGCCGACGGCCAGGACGUGCAGGUUCCAGAGCAGUUUUCAGGCUUGCUCCACGGCUCUUCCCCGAUCUGUGACAUAAGCGAGGACCCUUUCAGACUCGUUUCCUCCACGGAGAAAGGAGGCACAGAAACUACAAGCCACCCACCUGCUAUGCAGCUGGAGGAUGCUGAUUCACCUGCCUCUGGAUCAGUAGGGACCAGCUCUCCGGACCAGAGCCAGCAGGCGCUGUACGCCACCGUCCAGCACCGGGCGGGUCCUGCCGCUCUAGUCACGCCCCACGGGCUGCAGCACCCUGCUGGUGCUGAGGAAGAGGGGGACAGAGCUGUGGGCAGAGCCCACCCAGGGAGCAAACCCAAAGCUGAGCUCAAACUCAGCCGCAGCUUGUCCAAGUCGGACUCGGAUCUCCUGACGUGCUCCCCGACGGAGGACGAUGCCAUGGGGAGCCGGAGCGAAUCGCUCUCCAACUGCAGCACGGGCAAGAAGAGGCUGGAGAAGUCGCCAUCCUUUGCUUCAGAGUGGGAUGAGAUUGAGAAAAUCAUGAGUUCCAUUGGUGAAGGCAUUGACUUUUCUCAGGAGCAGCACAGGAUCUCAGGUUCGCGGGCGCUGGAGCAGAGCGUGGGCGAGUGGCUGGAGGCGCUGGGUCUGCAGCAGUACGAGAGCAAGCUGCUCCUCAACGGCUUCGACGACGUGCGCUUCAUGGGCUGCAAUGUCAUGGAAGACCAGGACCUGCGGGACAUCGGCAUCGGGGACCCGCAGCACCGGCGCAAGCUGCUGCAGGCGGCUCGCUCCCUGCCCAAGUUGAAGCCCCUGGGCUGUGAUGGGAACAGCCAGCCCUCAGUCCCUGCAUGGCUUGACUCCUUGGGGCUGCAGGAUUACAUUCAGUCCUUCCUCUCGAGUGGCUACAGCUCGAUUGACACUGUGAAAAACCUCUGGGAGCUGGAAAUAGUCAAUGUGCUGAAGGUGAACCUGCUGGGCCAUCGCAAGCGCAUCAUCGCCUCGCUGGCAGACAGACCCUACGAGGAGCCACCCGCCAAGCCCCCGAGGUUCUCACAGCUCAGAUGCCAGGACCUGAUGUCCCAGACAUCAUCACCACUGAGCCAGAACGACUCCUGCACGGGCAGGUCUGCUGAUCUCCUGCUGCCCCCUGGGGACACCGGCAAGAGGCAACACGAGCGUGGCACUGAGGCUGCUCCUUACGGCAGAGCCGAGCGCUACAAAGCACAGGACGACCGUCGGGAGGCAAAGCUGACCCUGCGCCCCCCCAGCCUGGCUGCCCCGUAUGCCCCAGUCCAGAACUGGCAGCACCAGCCAGAGAAGCUCAUCUUUGAGUCCUGUGGGUAUGAGGCCAAUUACCUGGGCUCCAUGUUGAUCAAAGACCUCAGAGGGACGGAGUCGACGCAGGACGCCUGUGCCAAGAUGAGGAAAUCCACAGAGCACAUGAAGAAGAUCCCAACCAUCAUCCUGUCCAUCACGUACAAGGGGGUGAAGUUCAUCGAUGCCUCUAACAAGAACGUCAUUGCCGAGCACGAGAUCCGCAACAUCUCCUGCGCUGCUCAGGACCCCGAGGAUCUCUGCACCUUUGCCUACAUCACCAAGGACCUGCAGACCAGCCACCACUACUGCCAUGUCUUCAGCACUGUGGAUGUGAACCUGACGUACGAGAUCAUCCUGACGCUGGGGCAGGCGUUCGAGGUCGCCUACCAGCUGGCCCUGCAAGCCCAGAGAGCAAAACCUCUGGGUGCUGGGCCAGGAGAGACCAUUGAAACGAAAUCUUCCAAACCGGUGCCUAAACCCCGAGGCGGCGGGAGGAAACCUGCACUGGAGCCCCCUGAUGUGGACCAAGACUCCCAGUCUCAUGCCAGUGUCUCCUGGGUCGUGGACCCCAAACAGGACUCGAAGCGGACCCUCAGCACUAAGUAUGAGACCACUAUCUUCUAAAGCAACCCCCCGUGUCCGCCCAGUCUAACCGUGCCUUUGCCAUCUGAUCUCUCUGCUCUCCUAAGCUCCCUGUCCCUGCAGCUGCUGGUGCCCAGGCACCAGGCACAGGCAGCAGCACUUAGCAGACUGUACCUGAUCACUACUGAACACUGUGAAUGCUCCUGGCUCGGCAGAAGGGGAAGGAGCUGCUUAGAGCCGUGUGAGGCGGGAGGUGCAGAGGGCUGGGAGCUGUGGAUCCAGGAAGCCGCCUGCGUUUCCCCAUCUUUCCCCCUGGCUCUGGCACUGUGAAUCCCUGGGGCAACAGGACACUCCCCAGGCCUUUUGGGGUUGGUUUUUCUAUUCCACUCUCUUUCCCCCUCGGACUGAUGGAGGCCUCUUUGUCUCCGUGGUGCACACGCUCCCUGCUCCCAGAUUUCCUUCUUCCUCUUGGAGUGAACUCGCCCCUCACUUCCCGGCCAUCCGAGUCGCCACUAACCACUGUGAUGCUGCCUGCAAAUAACACACCUUUGCUACGGUUCCUGCCAGGAACCCCUUGCCCACAAACCCUCCCCUCGCAGCUGGGAGCGUUGCUUGGGGCUGGGAGCGGUUGCUGGGCACUGAGAGCUCUGUCCCCUCUCAGCUGAGGUGUGCUUUGCCUUGCAUGCAUUUUAGUCCCUUGUAGGGCUUUUGUUUUUCCCCCCACACCCCAUAGUCUUUCUGUUUACACUCACCAGACUCGUGAGCUAAGGGCACUUGUGCCCACUGGGCAGUUUGUGAAGAGGUUAAGCUUUUAAAGGCACAUGUUGUUAGAGCCCUGUUUGGGAAGGAAAAGUGUCUGAGAGGGGCUGGAUGCUGCGCUGUUGGAGGCCUGAGAGAGCAGCCAGAGCUCUCCUGUGCUCAGCACACUCACUGCACUUGUACUGGGGGUGUUUUGCUGGAGGGAGAAACGUGAUGGAAAUCACUUUGCUGCUGAUCCUAAAGCUUGUCUACAAACCAUGGACCUACCAACCGUUGCAUGAUGAGUGCUGUAGGGAUCCUGAGCCAUCUGUAGCCCUCCACCCUGGAGAGUGAAGACUUCACUGAGAGAUGGCCCUGUGUCAGUGGGCACCUCUGCCUUGUCUGUGUCUCAAGUGCACGUGUUUUUCCUCUGGGGAAGCAUCCUCACCUGUGUGUAUCUCACUAGAAGCAGCUUUUCAUUCCAGAAUAUGUCUGGGAAUCAUUGCAUGAGGCUGCAGGGCACUUGGCACAGGGCUGCAAAUGCCAUAUGGUGGCUCACAAGCCCGUGAAGCCCCUCAGAGCCAUCCGUGGCCCUACCCCUGCUUCCUUCUCUUGCCUUUGCAAAGCUGACUGAGACAAGCAGAGGAUGUGGAGUGUGAUCUGAUGAGCACCAGCCCCAGCAGGCACAUCCUGCCCCAGAGCUGCUCCUCCCUGACUUGUGUGUCCAAGAGACUUGGCCUCUCUUUUUACCUCAGCUUCCCCAUAUGGGAUGGGGAUGUAUGUACCUACCUCUCAGGCUGGGAGCUUCUCUCUCUUUGCAGAGCAGUUUCAAGAGCCUUUAGCAAAAGGCACUGCCACUUCCCCCAGCCCUGAGGCUCAGACUCCUGCAAGUCCUUCACUCACAAAGAGCGUGGUGGCCCCUGACCUGCUCCUGGCAGGGGCUGUGGCCCUUCUCCUGGGGAGGGUGCUGAGCAGCUGGGGCAGAGGGGCUGCAGCCCUGUGCUGUUGGGCUGCAGGGAGCUCCCUGAUGUGCACCUCGGUGUGGCUGAGCUCAGGGUGGGUUUGGCAUCUCAGCAGAAUCCCCUGGAGAGGUGGUGUCUGUGGGACCUGCAGAGAAGGGGGAGGGCAGGAACCACUCGCCUCUGCACGGCCUGUGUGGGUGGGAUCUCAGAGACAGCCGGGGGAGAGGCUCAACUGGGAUCUCCAGGAAAGCUCCAUUUCCAGAACAGCUUCUAGAACUUACCCAAACCUCCCUUCAGGAUCAGCAGGGAGGGGGCAGGGCAGCAGCCCAGGGUUAUUUACUCCUGGUGUUUAGGGUCCAGAGGCAGCUUGUCUGAGUUCUGCUGGGGCUGUUGCCUCCAAGUUUGGUCUCCCCAGACUUGAGGUGAGAUCUGACCUUUCAGAAUCCUUAUUUAGGUCUUUCUCAGGCUGAUCUCCCAAGUCAUUGGUGACUUCAGGGCACUGUGUGAUAACCUGACUUCAAAAUAAGGGCCAGGCUGGUGAGAACCCAGGUGAGAGGACUAAAAGGAUUGUCUUGAAGUGAAAAAAGGGAAAGCUCAGUUUAGUAGAAGUUCUGCAUUUGCCAUGGAGCCACCAACAACUCUGCCUGGACAGCCCUGAAGCAGAGGUCACAGGGCAGUUCCCCAAGUGCUGCUGUGCCAUCCUGCAGCCCUUGCUGAGUCCAAGGUGUCCCAGGAGGUUGGGUUUGGGUUUCCUCAGCGCCUCUCCAAGCUGUAAGAACACCCUGAGGGUUUCUCUACCCUUCAAAGAGAAGCCGAGUGAGCAGCAGCAGUGGUAGUGCAGUUUCCACUCGCAAGCGUUUCCCAUCAGCUUGCCCACACGUCCACCUGACUUCAGAGGCUCUGAGCUCUUGCAUCUCCCCCUGCUUUCAGCUGGGAAGGGCAGGUUCCUGACUCAGCACCUCCUAAAACCCGGGUUGCUAGAGCAUGUGCCUUUCUAAGAGUGACCAUCCAAACCCAGGGGCACCCAGGCAGCGCUGCCUAAGCUCCGGAGCUUCCGCCGUGUGUGUCCGUAACACUCGUGUCUCAUCUCCUUGGCCACGUGCCCUCAUCUUUCCCAGCAGUUGCUUUUGUAUGACUCAGAAAUCAUUCAUUCCAUUAUCUCCCUUUCUGUUUGCCUCUGAAAAGCUGAUCUCCAGGCAGCUGUCUCCUACCACGGAAAUGUAAUAACGGGGCAGAGACCUAAGAAGCGGUGGCCCGCUGACACGAAGAUCAUCUCCAUCUGGCACUGGUGCCUGCCUCGGAGUGGGUGCAUGGGGCUGCUCAGUGAGGGCUCCCAAAGCAGAGAGGGGGGAAGGGAUCCCAUCCAGCAGCUGAGAAAAGCAGCUCUCUGUGUUUCUAGCAGAGGAGAGUUGAGACUCGAGGCCGAGAGCGCUGGCAGCUUUUUCUAGUCUGAGACAAACGCCUUUCGGCUCAUUCCAGUUGGUUCUUAACGUGUGAAAUGAUACAGAGCAAACCCAGCUCACAGCUGAAAUGUAGCACUGCAGGGGGUUUUAUUUGGUGAGGCAAAGAAACAAUAAUACCAACCCUUCCUUAGCCUGAGAAUCCACAGUCCAAGGAGUACAGUCCAAAGGCUUAGCAGUGGGAGCAUCUCUGACGGUACUUAACGCGGCCUCAGUGCCGGGGGAACAGAGAAGGCCAAACGUCUUGGCAGUGCCUUCCUGCAGUGGGACAAGCCUUGCAGGGGGUGUCUGCAGCCUCUGCUUCCCAGGCUGUGGCCACACUUUUAUAGCAAAUGGAAACAAGGCAAAACAAGAGUCUGCAGAGGAUCUUGCACCCCAGAGUGGCUGUGGCUGAGCGUUACCCACGGUACAGAGCUCGUUUCCCCUACACAGAACUGUUGCAAUACUUGACAUUUCCAUGGCAAGGACACAACUCUUCCCAUUGAACCCCUGGAGACAAGCCCCUUCUCCAGCCUCUCCUGCACCCCUCUUGCUUUCACACACAGUUACAGGGUUGGUUGGGCUUUGGUUGCUUGGGCUUGGGGUUUUUUUUAAGUCUAUUCAAUUGUGAUUUAGCACUUUUUUUUUUUAUAUACUAGCUCAUUAUUUAAUUAGUGCAGCAGCUUCAGAAGAUGAACAAACAAAGAGUUCAAACCUGGGCAUUACACUGAAACAGUCCCUACCCCACACAGACGGGUCUCGGCCCAAGGAUGGCUCAGCCCCUGCCUAAGCCUGGUGUCCCCACAUCCUGAAGGUGCUGUGUGAUUGCUUUUCUGCUCAAUUACCAGAGCAUUUACCAGUAGUUGUUUUGGCUGUGACUGAUGUGUUUUCACAGUACUGUUCCCCCCCCAACACCUCAAGGGAGAGACGUCAAAGCGCUUGCGGUGUCUCCUCCAGCCGCAGGCGUGUGAUGGCAACAGGCACCGUGGUGGCCGGGGACAGGCACUGUGGUGGCUGGGGAUGUGGCACCCUGCUGCUUCAACUCCUGUUUCACUCUGGUUGCUGCUGCUCUACAUCAGGGUUUGCUUUGGUCUCUCUGGCCUGGAAGGCUGGGAGCAAAGUGAACCCUAAUCCCAGGGGCGUGAAUGCUGAGGAGGGGGAAGUGGAGACAUUGGGGUCAGUUUCUUUUUGAAGUGGAUGAAUUUAGGAAAACCUGAAACAUUCCUUGUUCUGCAUCUGUUGCAAUUCAUACUGGUGUCAGUGUAAAUAUUUGGUGUGUUGGCAACAAGUCUUUUUGGAGAGAUUGCAAAUUGAAGCUGUGCGUGGGAGGAGGGAAGCCUUUCCUGUGGGAAGGUUGGCUUGGAGGCAACAUGGUGAUGAAGACUCCAGUCUUCAAGGGACUGGGUUUGGUGACCCUGGAGGUCCUUCCCAGUCCUGCAUGUAGUCCUGUGGUUGUCUUUAGUGAUCCAGGAGUUCUUUAGCCAGAUACUCUCUUUCUCACUUAGACAAAGCAGUUGUUUUGGCAGUGCAUCUCUGCUUCCAUUUCCAUGGGUUUCCUCAAGGUACUCGCCUGCUGGAGACUGACCCUGACUCCCUGUUAACCCCAUCCCUUGUGCAGUAUUCCAGCUCUUCCCCUCUACAGGAUUUUGUGAUACCUGGAGGAAAGUGCCCUAAAUUUCUGGUGCUGUGACUUGGCAUCAAAACACAUCUGCUGGGUUACCUGCCUGGGAGGAGGUGGUGCUGCCCUGAGCCUUGUUCCCCUUCUGAAGGACAAGGUCGUGUUAUGCAGACCUCAGUUUGUGCAUGGCACACGUCCAGGCUGACAACUCAGGACAGUUCAACUGAGAUGCAGAGUCACUAUCUCCUUUUUAAGUAGGAGGGGAUGAUGUUUGGUUUCCAGCUGAAGCUGCUCUGUCCCUUUGCAUUUUGUAUUUAGGGGGGAAAAAAGCAAAAAAAAACCCCCACCCAAGCUGUAAUGUUGCUGUUCAGCCCUUUGAACUUGCUUUGGGAUUGUUCUUUGGAGAAGAAAUUAUGCAACUUUUGUGGGGUACUUGGCUGUCCCCCUCCCAGGGAGGAGAUCCAGCCCCUUCCAGGAUGUACCUCUAGUGAAGCCUGUACCUUCAGGAGGCUGCUGAGACACAGACCACGUGUGUGUCGUCACUCUGUGUGCAGAUGGAGUCAGUUGCUUUACUGCUCCUCCUGUCCCACGUCAGCAGUUCCCAGCAGCAGAAUUUCCCCUGGCUUGCUUCUGCUCCCAUCAUGUCCAUGCCAUCAGGACCUUCCUCUCAGCCCACACAUGCUGUUUGCAACGCUCUCUGGUUGCAAAAGCUCUUCCCCUGUUUGGUCUCAUGUUGCUUUGCUGCUUAUGUUUUUUUUCCUCCCAGAAGAAAGGAACUGUGCUGCUCUUGCAAAGUCAAUCUAGCUCAAACAUUUUCCUUACCCAUGGAAGAACAACCUGAGAUUCCCUGACAGGGCAGAGAACAGUCAAGCUCAGUUUGCAAUGUGGCCACUUUUGCUAAUUGUGAUGUGUGGCAGUGGGACUGAUUUGUAAUACAAAUGUUAUUUAAUCUGUCUGUAUUUUGAUACUUGAAUUUCCUUUUAUUUCCUGUAUAUACAAUUGUUAAUCUGUUCAGAUUUGUCUGACUUUUGGACAUGUUGUGGUACCAAACGUAACCAAUCUGUGCAACAACAUCGACUGACCUCACACAACAAGGCGAGACUGUAAAUAUUCCUGGGCUUCCAGCAGUCGUUUUGUUGGUUUCAUAAUUGUACAACUUAGAACAGGCUGAAUUAAUAAACAAACUUAGACACA
Colius striatus (speckled mousebird) is the source of this 9375-nucleotide messenger RNA. It is a transcript of the gene ANKS1A, whose product is annotated as ankyrin repeat and sterile alpha motif domain containing 1A. NCBI's taxonomy places the organism in Eukaryota, Metazoa, Chordata, Aves, Coliiformes, Coliidae. Bases 20 to 3466 code for a protein of 1148 amino acids. The record is from RefSeq and is a predicted model, not a curated record. The transcript is spliced from 24 exons. Gene Ontology annotation, cellular component: cytosol. Gene Ontology annotation, molecular function: protein binding.